AUGCCACACAUAUCUUACAAAUCACCAACAUCUCGGGCCCGCAGCUCAGAGAGUCGUGAUGAAGGUGGCAACGGUUCUACUCAUGUACACCUGCCUCAUCUCCACUACACAUCUCCAACAACCCUCAACAUUCACAAAGAAUCCACAACCAACUCAAUUCACUCGUCUCUCUCUGUAGCAUCACCUCCUGCAACUGUGCCUCACGCUUUGCUUCAGGCCGACAACAAUUAUUCGUUACGUCCACAGAGUAACCGUGAAGGAAGUUUGAGUCCCUCACGUGGUGGUAAUAGUGGUAAUGGUGGUACUGGUCUAAGAUCAAUAGUACGCGACCGGGUCUUGUCACCACAGCCGCGCCAAGUGUCGCCGCCCACACGCAUGCUUUCGCCGAUGGCAAAAGUCGCAGCUGCCGCGCAGAUGGCUGCAGAAGAAGGUGAAACAACCAUAGGGUCGGAGACCAUGGGGGUUGGACGUGGCAUGACGUCGACGGCGUCACCGGGUGCAACAUCCCAGGUUGCAGCAUCACCGGGUGUAACGUCUCCCAAAGUGCGUCAAGGGUCUCCAUCAGCUGGAAAAUUGGAUGAAGGAAAUGGUGUACGUCGGAGAGCAAGCAAUCAUGUCAAGACUCCUUCGGAAUCCUCAACGGGGUCAUUGAAAUCUUCAGGCUCGUCGAAAUCUUCAGGGUCAUCGAAAUCAUUUGGAUCUUCCAAAUCUUUAGGCUCUAAACCAGCAACUACGGCUGCACAGCAGCAGUCUCGCAAACGGGUAAUUUUUGUCAAAGGACAAGAACCUGGUGACUCUUCCUUCUCCUCCACCACCACCACCACCACCACCAAUGGACCAUCAACAGGUGUCCCGUCUGCAGCUGCUACCGUAAAUAACAAAGCCAAUACUACUACCACUACUUCUCCUUCUAAGCGGUCUGCUGUUAAGAAGCGUGCACCGACAACUCAGCCCAAAAGUGUGCAGCACGAGCUGCCAGAUAUUCUGGUUUACCCAACAGACUCACCAUCGAGUGUGGAAAACAAAUUACAGGCACUGGCUGUUGCACUGGCACAGAUUGACGACGAUGUAGACGAUGAGGGGAUAAACAACAAGGUGAGUGACGUACAAGAUCCAACAUCUCGGCGGGGGAGUCUUGCGCAACACUUGGGAAUUCACAUUUCAUCCGACAUGGACACUGCGCGGGCAGCAGCCGCUGCCACCUCUGCUGCCACCUCCACUGCCACGGCCAAACGACCGUCUGUGGUGGAUCCGCAAGACGUUAACGAAACAGACACAACGAUUCUGGCAGCGCGGUACAGAGCAGAUACGUACCGCAAGCUCAAGGAGCAUUAUUUGGCGACGCAAGGACCUGAGGCACGCCAGGCAUAUGCUGCAUGGAAGGCCCGGGGAGAGAUUGCAGGGGAGCCUGGGGUUACAGUUUUGGAGCAAGAGCUGCUUGCUGUGGAAAACAAUUGCAAUGGGCAAAAUGGGUCAAACAUAAGGGACACAAUAGCAGCACAAGGAUAUGGGGAUGGGAGUGUGGACAAUGGAGGGCCCAUUGGGUUGAGUGUUUUGGUUGCAGCGGCUGGGGUAUCGAUACCUCGAGAGGGGAAUGAUGACGAGGCGGAGAGCGUUUUGGAGGCGGAAAAAACACGAGGGUAUCAGAGUCCUAAAGACACCCUUCGGGAUGCUAGUACGGUUGCAAGACGGGCAGAUAGCAUUGCGAGUUUGGGGGCAAUGGUAGUGCACCUGUCACACGUACGGACGGGCAUGGGACUUGCGCCAGAUUAUGAUUCUGAUGGAGAUGCUGAUCCACGGGAGAUUUUGGAGGUGGAGUCAGGAGACGAAGCAUGGGGUGUUGCAGCUGCAGAUUUGAGGGCGCGUGCAGAAGAUUGUGCAUGUUUGGUAAUUGGGCAGGCUCUUGGUGAUGAAGGUAAAGAAAAUGCGAAUAAAAAAGAAGAAGAAGAAGAAGAUGAUGAUGAUGAUGAUGGGAAGAAGAAGAAGGUGAAGGGAGAAUUUCAGAGUAAAACAACAACAGGAAUUGAUGGACCUGCGGAACGUCGGGCAGCUAUUCGGGCGUUGUUGGCAAACCGACGAGCCAAUAUGAGGGCGCGGUAUGGACCCAGGGCAGCAGCACAGCUGAUGGCAGCCGAUGAGGCUCGAGCUCGUGCUCGUGGGUCUUUUAAGCAGGAGCGGGACGAGGGAGAUAAUUUUGGUGGAGAGAAUAAAAAGAGAGAUGGAAGUACUACGAUGAGAGUUAAUAGAGGGAAUGAGAGUCAAAGUAUGAGCAUGAGUAUGAGUCUUGGUGGAAGUUUGAGGUCAUUUGGAAGUGUUUUGGGGAGACUUGUUGCAGGAGGGAUUGUUGUUUUAUUGGCAUGGUUGUUUGUUGUUUUACCUGAGCAGUGGCCGUACUAUGUAGGGGCUGUUAUAGUGCUUGGGGUUGUUAGUUAUUGA
Molecule: messenger RNA, 2436 nt
Organism: Magnusiomyces paraingens
Lineage: Eukaryota; Fungi; Ascomycota; Dipodascomycetes; Dipodascales; Dipodascaceae
Exons: 1
Coding region: 1-2436 (811 amino acids)
Source: RefSeq, a predicted model, not a curated record